Messenger RNA from Carassius carassius (crucian carp), 3993 nucleotides. RefSeq names its product collagen alpha-2(VIII) chain-like. Gene Ontology annotation, molecular function: protein binding. The transcript is spliced from 3 exons. NCBI's taxonomy places the organism in Eukaryota, Metazoa, Chordata, Actinopteri, Cypriniformes, Cyprinidae. The record is from RefSeq and is a predicted model, not a curated record. The coding region runs from base 658 to 2718 and encodes 686 amino acids.
UACGGAGGGAACCAGAGAAACAAUCCACUCUCUCUGUUUGGAAAAAAUACAUGCAAGAAAAGAGACUGGGAGAUUCCAGGUGCUUUUCCUCCAGUUAAAAGCCCUGAAAGGAGGUCCUCUCCUUGCCUGGAGUCAGGAGAGCCACUGCCUCGUGAAGUUGAGCACCCUGCCUCUCACAUUCUCCCUCUCUCUUUUUCUUUCUCUCUCCCUCCUACUUUCCACCCUGUGAGAGUGCACAGAGAUUCAAAAGGUGCGUCUGAAAUCUACUUGUAUCAAGGCUGGAGACAGCACCACAAGGACUUUUUUUUCCCUGUACUGCGACAAGCACAUGGACUUAAUUUUCACCAGAGACAGAAAUAAGUAUAAGAAGCAGACUGGCACCUGCCAUUGAGAAGCUGAACUUUCUCUAGAGUUGUACUCGUUCUUUCUUCACGUAUGUAAACAAUAUUUGACUGCGACCGAGUGCCAAGACAUUCCCGAGUCUUCCCUGUCUGCUGGGAUCCCAUCACAUCUUCUCAAGUUAUUUCUCCAGAGAUGACUGUCUGAAGAAGGGACGCAGAAAAGAAGCCACCUGACCUGCAGAAGUUACCUGCCUGAGUAAUCGAGGUGAAGCAGAAGGGUAAGUUUGAAAGCCUGUGACCACAGAGGACGGUGACAAUGCUGGCAGUGCUCUGUGUCCUGCUCACGUUGGGGAAUCAUGCCCUGGGUGGAGGUUAUGCCCCCAUGCCUCAGAUGAAAUAUGUGCAGCCCAUGAUGAAGGGGCCUGUUGGGCCACCCUUCAGAGAAGGCAAGGGCCAGUAUCUUGAGUUUCCACCCAUGAUGGACAUUAAAGGGGAGCCAGGUCCUCAAGGGAAACCAGGACCAAGGGGUAUACCUGGGCCUCCUGGAUUACCAGGGAAACCAGGUAUAGGAAAACCAGGUCUAAAUGGUCAAACAGGUCCUUCAGGGCCUCCAGGAUUCCCUGGGAUUGGAAAACCAGGGUUACCAGGUUUACCAGGAAAGAUAGGACCUAAAGGACCUCCAGGACUCAAUGGUGAGGUUGGGCCUCGUGGAGAGGUGGGUCCACGUGGAAUUCCAGGUCAGCCAGGACCACCUGGACCCGCAGGUCUGUCGUUGAAUGGUAAACCAGGGUUACCUGGGACUAGAGGCCCACCAGGAUCAAGAGGUGAUCCGGGGCCUGGAGGCGGACGUGGUAUUCCUGGUGAACAAGGACCUAAAGGGGAAAAUGGCAAUGGAAAACCCGGUUCAACAGGUCCUAGGGGACCCAUUGGCCUUCAAGGACCUCCAGGACCUCCAGGUAUUCCUGGGUUGGGUAAACCAGGGAUUGGUGGACUUCCCGGGCCAGUAGGGCCAAAAGGAGAUAAAGGUGGUCCAGGAGUUCAAGGUGUCCCAGGGGAAUCUGGUCCCCCUGGACUACAAGGUCAGCCGGGGGCACCUGGUGUGGGAAAACCUGGACUUGAUGGUGCUCCAGGUAACCCAGGCCCAAUAGGUCCAAAGGGUGAUGUUGGGCCCAGAGGAACUCCUGGGUUUCCUGGUUCCCCUGGGUAUGGUAAACCAGGUCUUGUAGGACAAAAAGGAGACAGAGGUCCUGCUGGAUUACAAGGAGCCCCUGGUGACAAAGGAGAAACUGGUAUGGAUGGUCUACCAGGAGAUUCAGGGUCAACUGGACAGCCAGGGCUUCCAGGUCCACAAGGUCCUAUGGGUCUUCCAGGGAAACAUGGGAUGCCUGGUCUAAAGGGGGAGAAUGGCCCACAAGGACCUCCAGGCUUGCCAGGACUUAGAGGAGAUCAGGGUCCCAGUGGACUCCCAGGAAAGCCUGGCUUCCCAGGGGAUAAGGGCCUUACUGGUCUCAAUGGAGCCACAGGUAAACCUGGACCUAAAGGUGAACCGGGUCACAUCGGACUGCCAGGUAAUCCUGGCUUGAUUGGGGGACCAGGUCCAAAAGGUGAGAAUGGGUUGCCAGGACCCCCUGGACCACGUGGCAAUUCAGGGAUUCCUGGACUGCCAGGCCCCACUGGUCAUAUGGGACCUCAGGGUGUUCCAGGAUUGAAAGGUGAACAAGGUCUACCGGGCCCCCAAGGAAUUGGAAAGCCUGGAGACAAAGGUAUGCCUGGUCCACAAGGACCUCCGGGAAAACCUGGCCCUUCUGGCCUUAAUGGUAUGCAGGGCCCUCCGGGUCCACCUGGACCUCCUGGACCUUCUGGCCCACCAAAUGGUGAUUUAAAUCAGUUAGCUGUUCGAGGACCAAAUAUUGUAGGAGAAUCCAUUCCAAAGCCUAAUGGUGAAAAACCCUAUUUUGGUCAGGCUGAGCUCUCUGCCUCUGUGGCUCCUGCUUUUACCUCUAUAUUGACAACACCAUUUCCACCAUCUGGAAUGCCGAUUAAAUUUGACAGAAUUCUGUACAAUGGGCAAAAUGCUUACAACCCUGCCACAGGCAUCUUCACAAGCCCACUUCCUGGAGUCUACUAUUUUGCUUAUCAUGUACAUGUAAAGGGAAGCAGCCUGUGGGUGGCACUGUACAAAAACAAUGUGCCAGCCACAUACACCUAUGAUGAAUACAAGAAGGGCUAUAUGGACCAGGCAUCAGGCAGUGCGGUUCUAGAGCUGAAAGAGAACGACCAAGUUUGGGUGCAAAUGCCCUCUGACCAAGCAAACGGGCUCUACUCCACUGAGUACAUCCAUUCUUCCUUCUCAGGGUUCCUCCUGUGUCCCACAUAACGUUCCGUCUCAAUGAAAAAUUGCUUGCUCAAGAGGCCUGCAGUUACAUCUGUGAUAACAGCGACUAGAUCACAAGAAAGACUUGCUGAAUGACGGAGAGGCUGAGUUUGAAGCAGAUUGGGAAUUCAUGCUGUGUCUCUGUUUUCACCCUCUCUUUCAAAUGUUUGAUUUGACCAUUGUUUUACUUUCAAGUGUUGUCAUUUUCUGCCUAUAUGAUAAUUUUAUUAUAACUGUUGUGUUAUUUUUGUUGAUGUUGAUAUAAUGGUGUUAUUUUAUUGAUGUUGUUGUAGUUGUUUCUGUUUAUCACAAUCAGAUUAUUAAGUACUUUGCAAUGUUUAGGUAACCGUUUGAAGACUUACCCAUGUGACUGCACACAUUGCCAAAUGUUCUGACUCCCACUGAGCUCAUCAUGUUGACUCUGGGGUUGUAUGUUCCCCUGGUUGCAGUCUAUUUUACCUGUAUCUUACCCUCAUAUAACACAGGCUACUUGAUUCAUGCCAUGUUUCACAUUUUAGAAUCCAGACAUUCUAUACAACAUUGUUAUUGUAUUUGUAUGUUUAAAUACAUCUAUAAUUUAAAGAAUAAUCCUCAGUUCCACAUUGUUUUUUUUCUUAUUAUUAAUGCCAAACAGGUGAAUAUCCAUCUGUUUUAGUCAUUAGGUAUAUAUGUUUUAUUUUUUAAUUUACUGUGUUGAGCAAAAAUGAUGUGCUAAUCUGUCUGUUUCUGCAACAACUACAUUGUGUUGGAGAGUGAUUAAGACAAAAAUUACUUGAUGAUUUACUUAUUCGAGUCAUUUGCUCAAAACAUGCCAGGUUUAAAUCAGUAGCAAUCCUGAAGGCCUCUAGAGGACUGCUGUACAACGUUGCCUGCAUUAACAAACAAAUAUAACAAAUACAUUUCUCUGAAACUAAUUCCAUACAUUCAGAAAAAAAGGUAAAAAAGCUGUCACUGGUGGUAACCUUUCAAAAGGUACAACUUUGUGCCUUAUUACAUACAUUUUAGUGCCUAAAUUGCACAUAUUAGUACCUUAAUGGUACAUAUUAGUCCUUUUAAAAAGGUACCGCCCCAGUGAAACCUUUGUACAUUUAUUUCUGAGAGUGUACUUAAAAAAAUCAUGAAAUCAAAGCUAAUACAUAGCGUACAGCUUCUCAUUAAAAUCGUACGAUAUCCUAGAGUAUAUUGUUGAGUAAGGGACUACUAAUAGACUGAGAAUAUGAAAAUAUAAUUCACUUUUUUUUUAUAUAAAAAAUCCAUCACAAAAUCCAAACUACUGCU